This is a messenger RNA of Suillus subalutaceus, 2250 nucleotides long. RefSeq lists its product as uncharacterized. Bases 1 to 2232 code for a protein of 743 amino acids. The record is from RefSeq and is a predicted model, not a curated record. The transcript is spliced from 6 exons. Lineage: Eukaryota; Fungi; Basidiomycota; Agaricomycetes; Boletales; Suillaceae.
AUGUCUUUGAUACCGCAGAAGAAAUUUGUGCUCAUCUUUCUGAUGAUCCAGGUGGUUUCAGAGGCGAGGCAGCCGCUGUCCUUUAAGAAUGCCAAACAACUCUUCACUUUCAUGGAUGCAUUACCGGUGGCCCCGAGAUGGAAGUGUACGCCCAUCCAUACUGAUGGAUAUACAACUACCCACCCUGUGGAUCUCAUCUGGCGUGAUGCCCUGGAGGUCGUGCACCACAUUUUCGGCAAUCCAAUCUUCGCCAACCAUAUGGAAUACGACCCUUAUGAAAUCAAAGACAAUGGUGAGCGCGAAUAUGGAGAAUGGAUGUCUUGUGAACAGGCGUCCGAAAUUCAGAAUGAUUUACCUAUCGGGGCGACUAUCGUGCCCAUCAUUCUUGCUUCUGACAAGACACCAGUAACUCGACAGACAGGCUCGCUGGAGAUGCACCCCACAUUUCUUACACUCGGCAACAUCCACUCCGAAGUUCGCAUGAAGGCCACCUCGCACGCAUGGGCGUGCAUCGUGUACAUUCCAGUCCCAGAAUACAUAGUGAAUAGUGAAUUCUGUGGAUUAUUGGAAGCGCGUGUCUGGCAUAAAUGCAUGGAUCUGGUCUUAGAGAAGCUGAAGGUCGCUGCCGAGGUGGGCGAGUUCAUGGUAGACACCAUGGGUUGCCGCCGUUAUGCAUUCACACCACUUGCUGCCCAUAUCGCUGAUCUUCCCGAGCAAAUCAUGAUCGCAUGUGUCUCAAAAAAUGUCCGGGAGUUUCAGGAGUCGGCGAAGCAGUAUUCUCUCAGUGGCGUCCACCAGCCAUAUUGGCGCAACUGGGGGCGUGCAGACCCUUCAAUUUUCCUUGUCCCAGAGAUACUGCAUGCAUGCCAUAAAUUUUUCUUCGAUCACCCUCUGAAGUGGUGCAAGGAGGUGAUAGGCGCUAGUGAGCUUGAUGCUAGGUUCCGCAGCCAGCAUAAACGUGUGGGUACACGCCAUUUCACUAAUGGUGUCUCCCAUGUGAACCAGAUGACCGGACCUCCCACUUUCACAAGCUCUUCCCUCGACAGCAUGGUAUCAUCCCUGAAUGAAUUUCAUGCCUACAAACACUUCAUUUUAGAGGCGGAGGCUCGCACAGGCACUUCUGGCCCUAUCAGUCAUUUUCAGAUCCCCAAACUCGAGUCUUUCAAUUCAUUCGCUCGUUCGAUCCGACAAUCAGGUGCCAUCAUACAAUUUUCUGCGGAUGUCAGCGAACGGCUACUGAUCACACAUUGCAAGACACCUUUCCAGCGGACAAGUCACCAACGAGGCACAUUCACGCAGCAGAUUGUCAAUAUCAUCAAUCGCGAGGAGGUGAUGAGACAAUUUGACUUGUAUGCCCUCCUGCGUGAACGACGGAUAUCUCUCAUCAACGUCAUGGACAACGAGUUUGACGAGGUUGUUGACUUAGAUCCAACCUUUAACUGGAUAGCGCGCGUUGCACCACAAGAUAUGCAUCGUUUUCAGGCGAUUCGCCCCGUUCACAAUCACUUUCUCAAAGGCCUCCUUUCUGACGAGGCUAACGCUGCCUUUCAUGUUACCAUCGCUCAUGAUCUUGCUGAUCGUUCGCCCACUGCACUUGCUCAACUCUAUCAUCUCUCACAAUUUCCAAAUGUCCUUUCACAGUAUCUCGAUGGUGUAUCAGGUCGGAACUCACUCUUUCACGGUCGCCUCCUCAAAACAUGGUACAAAUUUAGGCUUCAACUUCAUUCCCGACUUCGUCCAUGCAACAUUAUGCCAAGCCAGCAAGUUCAGGCGUAUCCACCGUCUGAGACGCACCCUUUUGGAAACUGCGAUAUGGUUCUCCUCCAACCUACAAGUGCUAACCCGCAGUCCACACCAUGCAUUGUUCAAGUUCGAAUGGUGUUUAUGUUGUCGCCGCGAGGGUCGCAGCUACCAACAGAGCUCAAGGAGCCUCUUCUGUAUGUUGAGCUAUUCGAGAUAGCUGCGCCCCCUGAAGCUGAGCCACACAUUGGCAUGUACCGUGUUCGACGUUCAUUUUACCGUGCGCGUGAUGGUUCUCCGAGUCGCACAAGGAUCGGGAAGAUUGUACGGCUUGUUGAUGUUACACAUGCAGUAGAAUUGAUACCCAUCUAUGGGGAAACGAUGGACCGCUCUGUUUCGUCAACGACAUCUCUUGAACGCUACGAUAACUUUUAUCUCAAUGCAUUCUCUGAUAAAGAGUGGUACCACACACUUCACGCAGAUUUUGUCUAACCGUACUGUAUUAUUUCG